Molecule: messenger RNA, 1266 nt
Organism: Gamsiella multidivaricata
Lineage: Eukaryota; Fungi; Mortierellomycota; Mortierellomycetes; Mortierellales; Mortierellaceae
Product: histidine kinase-like ATPase
Exons: 5
Coding region: 1-1266 (421 amino acids)
Biological process (GO): phosphorelay signal transduction system; phosphorylation
Molecular function (GO): phosphorelay sensor kinase activity
Source: RefSeq, a predicted model, not a curated record
AUGUCCAGGAUCCUAUUGGACUCCGAGCUGAAUCCCGAGCUGGCAGAGUGCGCGGAAACGAUAGAGUCUUCUGGCAACCAACUCAUGACCGUUAUCGACGAUAUUUUGGACUUCUCCAAGAUCGAGUCUGGAAACCUGAAACUGGAGCGCCGGCUCUUGGACCUAAGCUUUGUUAUGGAAUCGGCCGUCAAUCUAAUCAGCUCUCAGGCUACAUCCAAGAACCUAAACCUGAUCUAUGAGAUCGAUAGGAAGUGCCCCGUAGAAAUCAUGGGGGACGUUACCCGUAUCCGCCAAAUCCUUUUGAAUUUGAUGAGCAAUGCCGUCAAGUUCACAAAGGAGGGCACGAUCCAUGUAUCUGUUGUUGUUGAACCCCUGCCCGAAACCAAGCCAGUCAGGCUGCUCUUCGCUGUCAAGGACACGGGUGUCGGUAUCCCCUUCGAUCGAUUUGACAAGCUGUUCACUAGCUUCUCUCAGGUGGACGAGAGCACAACAAGAGAGUACGGGGGCACUGGUCUGGGCCUUGCGAUCAGCAAGCGGCUUAGCGAGAUGAUGGGCGGAAGUAUGUGGGUCAAGAGCACGCCCAAUGUCGGGUCGACUUUUUACUUCAACAUUUCCUCAAGAAGGGCCCGACACCAGCCCCAAUCUGAGCCUCGAUCUCGUGGCUCUGAAAGCAUGGAGACCCCCAUAACCAAAAGGCUACCGCUCAAAGGUGGUCUGGCUUCAGGAACGCCCAGGAGAAAAGCAGGCGGGUCUGCUACUGGUACGCCCAACUCGGCCGGAGGAUACUCAUCCCCAUCUUUGGCCGCAGUCGCUGCCGCAUCUUCAUCUACGGCGCGCAAGCUGGCCAAGGUCAAGGUGCUGGUCGUGGAUGACAACCCUGUCAACCUCAAGGUUGUCUGUAAGAUGCUGGCGCGCCUUGGUGUCGAGCCCGAUAUGGCCAACAACGGACUCGAGGCGGUUGACAAAGGGCCUGUCCAAGGCAGCGACAAGAAACGCAUUGUGCCAUACGACUUGAUUUUUAUGGAUGUCUGGAUGCCAAAGAUGAACGGACUGGAUGCGUCGACCUUCAUCCGUGACCACCUGUCUGGCGGCACAGUGAACCAGCCGUAUAUCAUUGCGAUGACGGCGUGUGUGAUGCCAGGAGACCGCGAGAAGUGCAUUGCUGCGGGCAUGAACGACUAUAUCAGCAAGCCGCUGCGGAAGGAGGAAUUGGAGCAGUGCUUGCGCGUGUUUACAAACCAACAUUUGAAGCAGGCUGCUGAGUAG